This is a messenger RNA of Podarcis lilfordi (Lilford's wall lizard), 24029 nucleotides long. The record is from the annotation of a GenBank genome assembly. Lineage: Eukaryota; Metazoa; Chordata; Lepidosauria; Squamata; Lacertidae.
GCGCAAGGCAGGCAGGCAGGGCAAAAGAGCCUCUUCUCUCUCUUUCUCCUUCUCUCUCUCUCUCCCUCCCUCCCUCUUUCUCUUUCUGACUCUGUCUGUAUCUGUCUGUCUCUCUCGUUCUCUCGCCACGCCAAUCCAUGAAAAUGCUUUGGAAACUGACGGAUAAUAUCAAAUAUGAGGAAUGUGAGGUAAGCGCUUUCCCGCGGCUGGGGCACAUAUCAGAGAGGAUCUCCCGGUCCCCCGUCCCCCAAUCCGUCCAGCCUUCCCCACCCCCGCUCCACCUAACAAACAAACAGAAAACCCAGCUGUUUGGGGGAAGCACCUUGCAACAGCUAGCGAUGCCGUUGGAAGACCAACUUCUGCGCUAGGCGACCGAGCAGACUUCGCAGCUGGAGAGAGGGCGUCUGUGGUGGGUUUAUACCUGGGUGCCAGGUGGAGGAGGCUACACGUUGAGGAAGGAAGGGGGUGCUUAGGCAGGGUGGGGGUGGGAGAAUCGACCUCCUCGGCCCAAGGAGACCAGAAGGAGAUAGGAAGCGGGUGGGGUGGGAGGAGGAAGCCCAGGCAGAUCUCUCCACCAGUGCUGAAACAGUUAUUGAGGAGAGGAGGGGGAGAAGAUGGAAUGGAUGAGUAAAACGAAUGAAUGAGGACGAGCGAGACGACCCUUCUGAGUCAGCAGAAGGAGCCCCAAGAUGUCCUAAAGAGAUCUGCCCCUGAUAGAGGUCUUUUUGAGCUACAAGUUCUGCUGAGGCGCACUGAGCGACUUUUUUCUCUGGUUUGGACCGUUGUCACUUCCGCGUCAGAUCUUGCUGGCUGCUCUUCUCCUCGCUCUCCUCAGCCAGUUGGUGAGGGUUUUAACGACUUGCUGGGCUUUUAAGAGCACGCCUUUCAAACUCCAAAAGCCUCCUCGAAGGCUAUUGGGAGAUGCUCCUCGCACAGGUAGUGUGGAGGAGAGACAGAAGCAGACCAGGGGUGCCUUCUGCGCGCGGUGGCAGAGAAGAUGCUUACUCGUUCCUUCGCUUUACAAGACUCUUGAUAUUUAUUAGAGGUAUAUAAAAUGUAACUAGAGAUGAUGUUGGAGGUUGAUGAAGGAGACGGAGAGAUGCAUAUAUGUGAUGUCUGAUGUUGAUUAUUAUUUUUUGAAAGCCAGAGAGAUAGGUGCAUAGACAGGCACAGAUGGAUAGGUUAAACCGCUAGGGUGACCUCAAGGAUGCUUUUCAAAUAAACGCAUCUCAGAGUGGUUGUGUACAAGAGCUGUACUGUUGAAUACUUUAAAAUAUUUGUUUCCCUGGUGGGAUUUGGUGCUUCAAAACUCUGUUUUGCAAGUCUUUCUUGUCUAUCUCAAUCCAACGGUUUGGUGAGCAACACAUUAUUUCUCUCUGCGCGCACACACAAACACACACAAAUACACGCACACUUCCUUAAUUCUGUGCACAGAAUAGAAUCUGACAAGCGCCAGCCUGGAAGAUUAAUUAAGAAAACAAAUGUGGGUUGGUGCUGAGAUUUAUGGCUCCUUUGGAGAGGCGAGCCUGUCUACAAAUGUCAGAAACUGAGAGUAGGCGGCAUGCAGAUCUCAUUCUCACUUUCUCUAAAGAAUGGAAAAGGAUGUGUGGUUCUCUCCCUCUUUUUCACCCACCCGUCCGGAAAAAAGCCGUUUUAGGGCGAAAGCCGUUUGCUUCUCAGUGUCGAAGCGAAGUGCACGUGCGGUUGUGGAUAUGCUUGGAAAUGGCUUGUGUUGCUUCACAUGGAGCUGAUAAACAAACCAAUCCAGUGGUGAGGCUUCCAGAGCAGGCGAGGGUGGUGUGUUUGGAGAGCUGUGAGUGCUUAGGCGCGAUUUUCUUCUGUUAAGAGAAGGUAUCGCUACGGUUAGGGCGGUGGCACAACGCUUGAAGCUGACUAGCAGCUCUUGAAAUGGACUAGCAACGCAAUCCUAGACGUGCGCGCAAUCCUAGACAUGCAUGGAAGUAAAAUAGGGUUUGCUCCCAGGUCACCCGGUGCAGAAUUGCAGCUUAUGGCUGCAGUGACACCCGCCCACUUACGCAGAAGUAAAUCCCAUUGAUCCUAGUGGGAUUCACUUCAGGUAAACAUACAUAAUGUACUGAGUGCUCCAGAGUUCGGAGGAGAUGGGCUUGAUUUCAAUUUUAUUGCUAAAGUCUGUCUGUGUGCGGCAGCAGCUUCUGGAACGCGGUAGUGCUCUCCAGCUGGACUAAACUUGCUUCGGCGUUUGCUUAAUGCGCUUGGCUUCGGAUGGCGCCCCAAAUCGCCCAUGCAGCAAUUUGGAGACAUAAGCAAUCGUAAGAGAGGGUGUUUCGGCGGUGAAGCUACAGUUCUUCUGCUUUUCUCUAUAUGGAAAUAGAAAGUCGGGAGGUAACAGGCUUACAAAAGCUGAAGGUGCAUGCUUCUCUCCCCGCCCCCCCGCCCCCUUAUCCUUCUCCACUCCGCGAGGUGCGCUCUCAGGGAGUUUUGCAGGGACAUGCUCGGUCGGCGGCGGAGCGCCUGUUGUUAUGAUAAGUCGGCAGCAGCAGCAGGAAAAGUGAAGCAUGCCUGUCACCUCCCAGGAUUCACUGGCUGCGAGUUGCCCAGCCAGUUGAGCGGGUUGGGCCGAGCCUGGGAGCCCCAGCUUGUCCGGGCCAGCCAAGCGCCAGUCGCCUCCCUUUUUCUUUCCCUCCCCUCCCCCCCGACAGUCUUCACCACCCCUUUUCCACGAUCCUCAGCCCCAAAGGGGGGGAAAAAGGGCUCCGCGGGGUUCCCGAGAGUAGCUCCGCCGCCCCGAUUCCGGUCCCCUCCGCCGCCACAACCUCUGGGAGAACGGAGCUCCGAAAGGGCGGCGGAGAUUCCACGCGCGGAGCAGGGAAGGCCCUUCCCCUCCAGCCCGGGGCUCCGGCGAGGCCCUGUUGCUGCCGCCGCCGCCUCGGGCCCUCGAGCCAUGGACGUGACGCAGCAGGACGCCGCCGGAGCCGAGCCGCCAGGCCCAGGAGAGCCGGGGCAGCUGAAAGGAGGCGGCGGCGCCGAGGCGGGCUCCUCCGAGAGCGGCUCCUCGCGGAGCAAGAGGGCAGCUGGAGACGCGCAGCUCUUGGCGCUGCCCUUCGACGGCGCGGCCUUCGCCCAGCCUCCGCCGCCCGAGGUGCGCCCUUCUUCGCUUCCCUGCCGCCCCAGGACCUUGCCUGGGCCUUAGCCGGCCUCCCUCGCUCCUUCCACGAUUGCCCCACCGGGCCCAGGUCUCCUCUUCCCCUGCCUCCUCGCUGCUCUCCUCGUCGGGCCGUCUCUUCCCUCUCGCAUCUUCCUCGUUCACUGCCUUCCUGCCUUCCCCUCUCAGUCUCUUUCUCUCUCUCUCUCUCUCUCCCCCCCCGAGAUUCCCCUGCUGCCCCCUCCCCAAGUUCACCCCAAGCCCCGUAACCCACCCGGGACCUUUCCCCCGGCCUGCCGCUUCUUUCCUUCCCUUUCCCACGCGCGCUGCCCGCUCCCUCCCUCUCUACUUACCCCUCUGCCCUUCCUUCUCCUAUCCACUGGCCUUUCUUCUCUCUCUCUCUCUCUCUCCCCCCCCCCCCGCCUGCCUGCCUGCUCCCACCCUCUUGCUUCUGCCUGGCUCUCUCUCUCUCUCUUUCACUUCUUCAUGCCCUACAACCUUUUAAAAUGUUGCCCCUUUCCUGUGAUUCGUCAGACGCGGCGGCGGCGGCGGCGGCGGCAUGGCUCUCUCUCUCUCCCUCUCCCUCCCCCCCUCCCCUCGCUCUCUUUUUGUCUCUCCCUCUCUCUCGGUCCUCUCCCCCCCCCCCUUCUCUCGCUCCCCCUCCCCCCUCUGAUUAGAUACACUGAUUCUUCAUUCAAUGGACGUCAUUUAGAACAGCCUCUGCCUUGAGUUGCUUCCUCGCUUCACGCUCGAUUUCCAGCCAUUCUUCCCUUAUUAAGUAUUCGUGUAAUAUUAACAGUCAUGAAUAUCUGCUAUUAGGACUCUCGAGGAAAGCGAGCCGCAGAUCUCUCCCUCCCUCCUUCUCUCUUUCUCUCUCUCUCUCUUAUUAGGAGCUCACGUGAAGCAGUCGGAGAGGGAGGGGGAGAGAGAGAGAGAGAGAGGUGUGUGGGGGCAACGCACCACACACGCACACACGGAUUAAGGAACACACACACACACACACACACACACACACGCAACUUUGCACCGCAAUAGCACCGCCGGAUCCGGCUCUCCCUCGCCUUUUUUUCGCCGCUGCAGAUCGCCGGGCGUUUGGGUCAAGUUCUGAUGGAUUUGAGUCGCGCCGCGUCCCCAGUGCUGCUCGCGGACCAGCCUGGGCGUUGGGCACUUGGUGUAGUCACAGUCUAGACCUGGGCUUCUUCUCCUCCUUUUGUGCGUGUGUGUGAGUGUGUGAGAGAGGAGAGGAGAGGGCUAGGGAGAGCGCGCUGCUCGCGUGCGGGAGAGACAGAGAGCAAGAGACGCAGGCAGCGCGAGAGAGCCCGAGAGCCAGAGCUAAAAAGAGCCGACUUUUCUCUGCCUUUUUGUUUUUCUCCUGUGCCCUGACUUGGUCCCCCCGAAUCCGCGCAGAUGUUAGUUCACAGUUUCUCAGCGAUGGUGAGUGGCUUUCUUAGCAUUCUCUAUCGGGGGCUGGCGGGGUGGCGGGGUGGGUUGGUCUUGCUUGUGCCUUUUCUCAGUCUUGCUUAUAUGUGUGCGUGUUUCACAUCCUGCCAGGGUCUGUCUGUCCUCUGUGUCUUUCCUCCUUUUUUAUUUUUUUAUUUCGAGAAUACAAAAAACCCCCCAACUUAUUUAUUAUUGCGUUGGCUGCUGCAAGUUAACUACAGAAAUCCUCGUUUCCGCUUCCAUGCCCGUCUAUUGUGUUGGUGUUUUUGUCCUGUUCUGUCCCUUCCCGUUUUCCCGGCUGGAUUUCACAUCUUUUCCGCUCCUCUCUUUUUCCCGGGGAUCAUUACGCUCCUUGAGAGAUUGAAGUCGAAGGCAUUUAACGACAUCUUUCUUAUAAUUCCCAACUGCCGCCCUCGCCCGUCCCCCCCGCCUUUCCAUUUCUGUGGCUGUUAAUUUCCUUUAGUCGUACCUGUGGGCUAUAAUUUCAUAACUUUCCAAGUCCCAAUUGCACGCCGGCAAAACCAUUUACAUUUUCGUUCCUCUUUCCCCACGCGCUUUAUUUUUAUUUUUGUUUUCUAGUUAUUCGCCUUAAUUUUUGGACAUUUCAUUAUUUUAUGAAGAAUGUGUGUGCAUAUGCAAUAUAUGUAUGUAUGUAUGUAUGUAUAGUGUGUGUGUGAUAUUUUAUAUUAUAUCACAGUUCCAACUAACAAAGCAGCACAUUUUUUAUGAGUCGUCAAUCUUUUUUCUUUCUGCAAAUGACUUAUCCAAACCCACAUUUUGAUCAUAUUUAUGGACGCGCUUUGAAGGAAUAGCAGCUCUUUUGGGUGACGUUGCCCUGGGAAUGCGACGACGAUACAGGUCCGCUUCUGCACCAUUUACAGUCGUUCCCAUUUAAAAGUUCCAGGCAGAUGAGAGUCUUUUUCGUAAAUGGUGUGGGAACGCUUUGGAUGGGUGGGGGUGGGGAGAAAGAUAGGCUGAAUUUUCGAAUGACAAAAAACCCAAAUCCCCUCUAAGAUUUUCCCCGCCCUCGGAUCUGCCGUCAGCGUACGGAUUUGGUUGGUUUUUCUAUUUAUGAUUUCCCUUUUGUUGUAAGGAAUUUCAACGCCUUUCCGUUUGUAAGAUGCUUGGAACCAAAUGUUUGCAAAUCGCAUCCUUUGUGUGUGUGCGUUGGGUGUAUAAUGGGGGGUGUGCGAGGCCUUCAAACCGUCCUGAUUUUGAUCUCCUCUCUCUUUCUCUCCCCCUCUUUUUCCUCGUUCCCCAGGACCGUCACGAUGGCACCAGCAACGGGACAGCCCGCCUACCCCAGUUGGGGAGCGUGGGCCAGUCGCCCUACACCAGCGCCCCACCGCUCUCCCACACCCCCAACGCUGACUUCCAGCCCCCCUACUUCCCGCCGCCGUACCAGCCCAUCUACCCUCAGUCCCAAGACCCCUAUUCCCACGUUAACGACCCCUAUAGCUUGAACCCUCUUCACGCCCAGCCCCAACCCCAACACCCAGGCUGGCCGGGACAGAGACAGAACCAGGAAACGGGGCUUUUGCACACCCACCGAGGACUUCCGCACCAGCUCUCCGGCUUGGAUCCGCGAAGGGAUUACCGGCGGCAUGAAGAUCUAUUGCACGGACCUCAUGGCUUGAGCUCAGGACUAGGAGACAUCCCCAUUCAUUCGAUACCUCACUCUUUAGAAGACGUACCGGUAAGGAGAACUCCGCGCCUGUAUCCUCGCGGCGGCUGACACCAGCAAUGCCUCGUUCUCCGGCCUGCGAUGCGCACAUCCCGCGCGCCCUCGGGCUGGUGGAUGGGACUUGCGCUGGGCGCAUCCAGCCAAAUGACCGCAGAGAAAGGCAGCGAGGCGAUGGUGUCUCUCCAUCCGUUGGCAACCGGACGGCUUUAAUCGCGCCAGCGUCUCCCCUGCAAAAAAUAGAAUAAUAGUAGUAAUACCCAGCACACAGUAAUAGUUGUUUGCAUCUGUCCCUACCACUGCAUUGAUGGGGAGUUGAGAGGGAGACGCACCAGGAGAGAAAUAAUUCAGCCAAAAUCAUCCUUGACGGUUUUUUCCCCAUGCCCAAUGACAAUGAGUGGGAACUAUAGGGAAGGCCGUGCAGUAAUAAUAAUAAUAAUAGUAGUAGUAGUAAUAGUAGUAGUAGUAGUAGUAAUAAUAGUAGUAGUAGUAGUAGAAUUAAUGUGAUCCUCGGGCCUUGCCUUCGGUAGGAUCCUAGAUGUCUUGGGAAAGCAAUCAGUCGACCUAAACAUGCCUAAGGCUUCAUGCAUUUCUCGGUCGGGAGAAGAAAGGGAGCCUGCAAAAUGAAUUGGAAAUCAACACCAAACCAUUAAAAACAAAACAAAAACCCCACGUUAUUCCGGACUGAAGAAUUGGCAUAGUCUGAAGUGGUUAGCCAGGCGGAUGGAAGAAAGAGAAUGCAUUAUUUUUGGGUGUGUUUUUUAAAAUGAAUGUCGUUUAUUCGUUGGGGGGUGAGGAGGAACUAGUAGCUAACAACAGAUAAGUAGUCAUAUUCUGACCAAUAUCUUUUAGUACCCUGAAUAUCUGCUGCCCACUCUCUGGAGUUGGGCUCUCUUAAUCGUUGGGGAAGAUUUCUCACGAAGCCCGGCGUUCGGGUCUCGGCCCCUUUGCAAGCGAAGAGGGCCAUUGUCCGCGGGGAAGCACCUUACGUGCUUGUCUCCAAAGGGGAACUCACCGUCAGAGGUCCCCUUGCCUUCUGGCUCCCCGGCUGAAAAGAGUAUUUGAGUAGGCCAGUAAUAUUAUGCAAGGCUCAUUAUACCAGGCAAAAAGCAUUUGCGGGGGGAGGGGGAGGGCUGGGGCUGGUGGCUGGUAGAAGCAGCUCCUGGUAUCUGGAUGUGAUUUUUGCUGUUGUUGCUAAAACGCCACCCCAAAUUACAGGAUCAAAUAUUAUAACAAUAUGUCCACUGACAGUUUAAUGAUUUACAGUUUCAUGUUGCAAGGAUAAUGUUCCGAUGGGUUCACCUAUUUGGGGGUCAUUUUGGAAGCCUUUUAUUCCUUCCCGGUUUAGUAAAUCAUACUUGGAGGUGGUGUUGAAUAGGGGAUUUCGUGACAUCCCGCCCUCCCUACGAAACCGAUUCUUACCUUCAGUUGUUUUGCAACAAACGCAUGCAUUCCCGUGUGUGGGAAUUUAGGGAACGGUUGGGGAUGAAAAGAACAGAACAAUACGCAAAGCACGUUUGGGACAGGCUGCGGUUCUUAAAAAUACUUCUCUGUAUGGAAACGCCUUUUAAAUGGCCGGGAUCUACUUUCAAGCGAAAGGAGUACAGUUGAAACCAAUGGGACUUCCCAACACAUGUCAAGAUGUAAACGAUUUUGAAGCUAGCAGCUGGGGUUUCGGUUCUUGCAAGGAACAUGAGCUAAAAUAUAUUCCUCUUUCGGAAUUUCGUUUUGGUUCAAAGUGUAUUGCAAAGCGCAAAUUGCAUUUGAAUGAUAAAUACAUCCCAUUUUAUUCCCUGCUCUGGCAAGAGAUGACUUAUCGUUGGCAUGUUUUCAGAAAAAUCAGUUGCCAGUUAGUUUAAAUUCCCACUCCUCACGCCCUCCCUUAAACUGAGCCGGAUCCACAACCCAGUUAAGCAGGAGACCUUGCUUUGAGUUGUGGUUCCAUUAAGCAGAGAAAAGUGGCAUGAAACUGCUUUGGCAAUUGAACACACACACACACACACACACAGAGAGAGAGAGAGAGAGAGAGAUCGCUUGUGGGGUUGGUUGUGAAUUCUUUUAUCAAGAAAUGUGGGUCACAGAAAAAGGGUCGUUUUCAGUGUCCCCGUUGCUGCCGCAGUUAACCUUUCCUAGGAGCGGCUCCUCGGUUCUGAAGACAUGCUAAGUCGAGGGCGAGAAUUAUUUAAGCAUAAAUAUCUCGGCGGGAUUUUAAAACCUAACAGUCGGUGGCUUGCGUGGACUCCAUAUAGGUAGAGGAAUCAGACAAAUAAAAACGUUACGCCCCACUACAUUUACUUUAUGGGUUUGGGGCCUCCUGCUUGAAGGGAUCAUAUUUCCCUAUAUAGUUAAAAAAAAAAAAAAAGACCCCCAAAGAAAACUGCAGCGUUAGUCAUUUCUGAACAUUUCUCAAUUUAAUUAUGCUCAAAUCCAGAAGCACUUUAGGCAAGUUACAAAUGAGAGCAUUGAGUACAAUAAAACCCGUAAUAAAGCAACUUCGUACCAUCCACCCGGAAUCAUUGAGAUCAGGCACAAUUAACAGGAGCAUAAAUCCAAGGCAGAAUGGAAAAUGUUAGGCUCGGUAUUAUUGCUGGACAGAGACAGAGAAGGAAGGGGGAAAAGGGGGUUUGGGGGUAUCUCUGCGCGCCUGUCUUUUGAACGGCGGCCGGUCGCCUGCAAUUUUUGCAACGCGGCCGCGAAAUGUUCUAUAUCUCAGCAGCGCUAGUGCUAAUUUGUAAACACAGACAGACACAUUAGAUAGACUGUCAGGUUGGGAAUUAGAAAACAUGAUUUUCAUUUUACUUUCUAAUCACGUUUCGAAGUCGAGGGCGCGCCUCGCGGGCACGCGGGCACACACACGCGCGCAAAUCCAUCUGUAGGAGAAUUAAAAAGGCAUCAGCCGAAUCUGCUAGUGGACAAUAGAGCCGCGAGCGAGGCUUCAUGUUCUUGGGUUAUUCAGCUAAUAUAAAGCUGGCUUCCUUUCCCCUCCAGUUGGUUUCCCCCUAAAAAAUCUCCUCACCUCUGUGCCUCCUUCCCAAACGGAUUAUUCUGCUUCUUCUCCCUGGUUUCCAUUGUAUUUCCCCCUCUGUUCUCUGUGCCCAGUGGUGGCACAAAAUUACCAUUCUGAAAUCUCCAAAUCACUUUUAAUCACUUUUUUUUUUUAAUACUGCAAGACUAAGACACGAGUCCUGUGCACAUUUCCUGGGGACACAAUUGCAACUUACUUCCGAGUAAACAUGCAUAAGAUUCCGUUGCGUGGCUUCAAAUAGACGCCCAUAUUUGUAGCCAGCGGGUGUUACUUGCGAGUAAAUAUGUUCAGCGUCCCCCUGCACAGGCUGCAAUCGAGUGCAUGCGUUUUUGGAAGUAAGUUGUACUGAAACCGAUGUGGCUUUACUGUCGAGUAAACGUAGUGAAAAGAUUGAGCUAUUAAUUGUAAGAUUCCAACAGCCCAGCCAAAUGCCCCAUCCCGAUUAGACCUGGGGGCUGUGGUUAAAAUAUUGUUUUCCCCCUUUUGUUAAAUCCCUGCACGAUAAUGCAUCGAAAUGAAACAUUUCCGCACUGCAUAUAUAUCUAUAUCUGUUUGUGUGUUUUGGAUCCAAGUACCGUAAGGCAGAAAUAUCAGAAAAAGAAAGAAAGAAAGAAAGAGAAAGAAAGAAAGAAAGAAAGAAAGAGAGAGAAGCAGCUUCGUAACAUGUUUCUUUUGGUAUGUUUAAAUAUUCACAUCCUUGCGUAUCCCUUUUGUUGCAGCACGUAGAGGACCCGGGUAUUAACAUCCCAGAUCAAACUGUAAUUAAGAAAGGUAAGCCAUUUCCUUUAACAUUCCAGGCAUGUCCUCACAAGCUCGGUGCUGUUGCGGAGAGAACUUGAUAAAGCCAUUGUUCCCCUCCCCUCCUCACCCCCUUCCAUGUAAUUCACAACAGGCUUUUGAAAGUGGACAACGACAUGGACAGUCCUGGUUGCAAACCACCUUUCACGCGAGCCCAAACGCGCCGUGAUUUUUGUAUGUGUGCGAUUAUAUUCUCUCUCUCGAACGGAUCCAGGUUUUAAUUCUUCCUAAUAAUCCCAUUCGCGGUUAGGAACUGACUUCGAAUUUCUACAGUGAAAUUAUCUCUCGUGACCAGAACCCCGCACCAACCCUUUCCAGACCCUAGUCUCUCUGUCUCUCCCCCCCCCAACCCCCACGGCGGACUUCAGGUUUAUGAGAUUGUUCUGAAUUGUUUAUAUCAGUAGGCUUUGUUGUAGCAAGCGAGCUAAGGAUAUGGGAAGGGGGCUUUGGUGUCGUCUCCGCGGCGGUGGCUUCCGCUUGUUUCUGGAAUAGUCCCUCCCGGGUUGUUGCUGCUGCUACUGGUUCUUAAUGGUGUGCUGUCGUUGGGUGUCUAGAAGACAGAGUGCUCUCAUUCCCAGCCCCUUUCAAAUGACUUUGCAAGGGGGUUGAUGGGCUUGGGCUUUCCUUUCUUGGUUUCUCAGUGUUGGCAAGGGAGCGAAACGAUGGGCUCCCCUUUUGGGUACUGCUCGGAAGACGGCUGUUGGAGAGAGUGAAGCUCUCUCCGGGUUGAGCGCUUGGCUGUUAUUCGCUGGGAAAGGGGCGCGUGUUUGCCUUUGCUCUAGCGGAGUGUCUGGGUAUUUUAGGCACCGCCAGGGUCUGAUGCUCUACAAAGCUUUGGAAACCUCAGCACUGCCACAGUGAAAGCUAAAGUUUCACCCACCCCCCACCCCCCUCAAUCUGGGGAGCUUUUGUCACGUCAAAUUAGAUGUGCAAGGAAUAAAUCUUAAAGAGAUGCUCUUUCCGAGUCGACAUGAUAAUUGGCUCUUUUAUUAGUAAUCUCAAGAGUUCGUUUAACUCCUAUUGUCUCUAUUAGCCUCCCCAGAGCUAUUAAUGUCACAAGUGAUCUAUCCAAAACCUAGAUAUCCCCCCCUCCUCGCUCCACCCUUUAACAUUUGGAUUAGGCCCACUAAAGUGAGGAUGUGAAACGGGGGUGGGAUUGGGAACGAGGGGAAGAAGCAGAUGAUGACAAAAGAGUAAAUAUUUAUAGUGUAACCGGCCUGGAACGUGAGCACAGCGCCCAUCGCAUGCAAAGGCAGCUGCCCUUAUUUUUUCACUUAUGCUUAGCCAAGUUGGGAAACGAAAAAUAAGGCUUGCUGAGUUUUGUGCUGGUCCUGGAUAUCUCCUAACAAAGCCCUAGAUCUUUCUGUCUCUUAAGGGGAAAGAUAUGAAGGCGGCAGCAGGGAGGUGGUUUGUUUUUGUUUUCUUCCCAUUUUGAGAAGCAGCUCUUUAAGGAUCUAGGAAGUUUCUGUUUUCCUAUUUUGUUUUGGCUGCGUGCUUCUUCUUCUUUUAAACAAAGCGCUCCACUGUCAUGUUCUUUUGACGAUAGAAACCGCCUCCCUUGUUUCACGCUUCCCAGUGUGAAAAGUUGCACGCAGAGGGGCUGCGACACUCGGCCCAGUUUAUUUGAAACACUUGGAGACAGUGUGUGUUGGGGAAGCGGGGAGGCUACUCUAGAACAAUGGCACGCUUAGAUGUUCCAGAACCGGCUAAGGUGCAUUGUUUGAACGUCUCCCUUUUAUCUCUAAAAGGAUGAAUGUAACAUCUCUCUGUGUGUGUGAUAUAGCGAGUAUGGUAAGUGUUCAUCAGGCUACCAGCUUGAGAACAUUAAUUUGGCUCCAAGUUCCAGCGAGAUCCAUAGGACUUAGAUGCCCCUGGAACCGUUUAGCAGAUGAGAGGCAAUUCCCCGUAAGCUCCGCCCCCUCCUCACCGCUCGACACAACCCCCGCUUCUGAUUGGCCUUUCCCCCGAAGGGGGCGGGCGGAGAACAAACCAGCCCAGACGCUCGCCUUGUCGGUGUCCCUGCCUCAUGCCAGCUCCUUUAAAGAAGCUUAAUUCAGUUCAAGGCAUAGUCAAUAUACAUCGGGAUGCAUCAGGCUUUUAAGCCAGAGAUUGCGAGCCCCUUGAGCUUUCACCUCCCCACCCUCCCCACAAUGUCUCCCCGCCCCCAGAAACAAAACAAAACAAAACGUGGCGUGCUCUGUAAAUAACAUCUUGGGUUGAGUCAGCUGGUGCAGCUGCUUGUUUGCCUGUUUAUUCGGUGGCAUUUCAGAACAGGCGGCGGAGUCUGGGCUUUCAGGCCUUCGUGUCGUCGUCCCCCAUUCCCUCUCUCUCCUCGCAUAGGAGCCAAUAAAAUCUCCGAGAUGGGCAUGGUCAUUCAAAUGGUGUGCAUGUGCCGUGUCCUGUGAUCGAUUAUGUGGGGGGUGGGGCUAACCUGCCCCCGCUCCCCCGAGUAUUUUAUUCGAGUUGGCACUCCUGCCUCCUCCUGUGCGGGAAGGAAGGGAGAAAACGGCUUCUCUCAGCCUUCGGCCUUCAAAGUAAAAAAAAGCAAGGGGGUAGGAGGAAGUGGUGCUUGGAGCUGGGGGGGGGGGGGAGAAAGAAAGAAGCAGCCGCCAGUCAGCCGCCCCCGGGGUUUUCCAGCGUCCCUUGGCGCGGAGGACAGUGCCUGAGGGGGCUCCGCUUCUUGCCCGCCAUAGUGGUCGACCAAGCGCCCCCCUCCUCUUCAUCCCUGUCGUCUUCCAUCUGCCGCCACCUUUCCUGGCUUGUUGUUGUCGUCUUCUUCCCCGCCCCCCCCCACCAUGAAGUUUAUCCCGAGGCAGCCCCUCCCCCCUCAGGCUGCUGGCAGCUGCUAAUCCCCUCAGCAUUUGUGCACUAACGCGGCUCUCCCUCCCCUCGCCCUCCCCUCUUCCUCUCCUACCCAACCCGCUCCCCCUUCCCGGACUCUGCAGGCCCCGUGUCCCUGUCCAAGUCUAACGCCAACGCCGUCUCCUCCAUCCCCAUCAACAAGGACACGCUCUUCGGCGGCGUGGUGAACCCCAACGAAGUCUUCUGCUCGGUGCCCGGGCGCCUGUCCCUCCUCAGCUCCACCUCCAAGUACAAGGUCACGGUGGCGGAAGUGCAGAGGCGCCUGUCCCCGCCGGAGUGCCUCAACGCGUCUCUGCUGGGCGGAGUGCUUCGGAGGUGAGGCAGCCCGAGUCGCGGGAAACUAGGCCGGGUGGUGGGGCGGGAUCUCUUUUUGGAGGGAAGGGAGCCGAUUGGAAGGGACUGUGCGCGCGACUUGAGGUGGUAGCGCCCCGUCCAAUCACUUGCUCGCCAAAGGGCGCCACUGUCCGCAAUUCUGCCAGUGCUUAAUUCCCAAGCCCCGAGGCACCAUUGUUCAGUGUGCAUCCCCUUAGGCUAGAAACCUAGGCAGAUCCUCCACGGUGCCUUGGGUUAGUCAGAAGGGAAGGGGAAACUGCUCUUGCUUGUGUUGUCAGUGAUGCUCCACACUCUGCAGGGUCACAUUCAAGAAGAGACCAGAGCAGGUGCUGCCAACCUGGUCGUUUUAAGCCAAGAUCCACAAUUAUUUCAAUAAAAUAAUCGAAAUAAAUAUUUAUUUAUUUUUUAAAAUUGUCCAGUAGCACCUUAGGCUUAGAGACCAACUAAGUUUGUUCUGGGUAUAAGCUUUCAAACAAACAUGGUCUCUAAGGUGCUACUGGACAAUUUUUAAAAUUUAAAUUUUUAUUUUGAUUGCGUCAGACCCUCACUGCUACCUACCUGAAACAGUAAAAGCAUGUCAGCCUAGUCUGCCUUCAUGGCCUAUGGCUUCAUUUCAGGAUAAGCUAAGUAUCCUUCAUAAUAAGGAUACUUUGCAACAGAUUUUUGGAGGGAAAUGUAUUAUUUAUCUUUCACCUGUUUAUUUCCCUCCUUUCUUCCUAUAUGGAACCCAAGCUAGCAUAUAUGUGGUUCCCAGGCAGUCUCUCCAUCCAGCCACUAACCAGACCCAGACUUGUGUAGUUUCAUCAAGGUGGUGGCCUCACCUGACUUCCGACAAUUGCAGACCUGAUAUUACUCAUGUGUUGAGUGGUUUUGUUCUCGCCUCAGUGCAAUCGCAAAGCCCUGUGCCUCUUGUGUUAAUAUUUGUUCUGGGUCCACAAUUGUAAAAAGUUAUCCCUUUUGUGUGGAUAUGUUGUUACAUGGGGCACGAGAAGGCAGUAGUUAACCUCAGAACACACCAGAUCUGCAGAAUAUUUUGAGAUCAGAAUCUUAGCUCAGUAGUGACCUGAGUGUCUUUAAUGAGAGGACAUCACUUGCUUUCAAGCCGUUGAACCUGGAAAAUGCGUUGAGCAAGUAACUAUUCUUCAGCCUUAGUUUGGGGCCUUGAAAAACAGCAACACCCCUCUGCAAAAUGAACCACCCAUCUCACAGGGUUGUUAAUAAUGAGAUCACAUUACACAGCAUCUUGUAAACUGCAGAUAGAAAAGUGCUUCCUGAAAGUGCAGAGAUGACCUUAAAUAUGAAAAAGCAUCUAUUAUAUCUGCUGUUAUCAUUGUGGUUGUUGUUGUAUGUAGCAUGUGCCACAAUCACACAACACUGCCACACAACGCCAAUUCAUCCAGUCAGCAGCCUCAGCAAGGAACACUGUCCCCUCAUCAUAGCAGGGCAUGCAUCUCAGCAAAGCUUCUUGAAAGCUUACACACACCAGCUGAGGGCACUGCCAGCAUUGCUUUGCUGAGUAAUGCUGCAACAAGCGAGUAAUGCUAAGCUACAAUACAAUAAGGAAUAUUAAAAAGAUUUGAUCCAAGUUGCCGGCUACAGGGAUACGAUGAAGUAUUUUCUUUUAAAAAGAAAACCACACCUGAACAGGGACAAAAUAGCAGGUAUCAUUCCAACUUCAUAUUUUGAGCAAACUGAGUGCAGUUUCCAUAAUGGAAGACAAAUGAACACACUUAACAAUUGUGAAUUAGGCUAGUUAACAAUGCAAGGAGGGUUGGCUUAAGCAAGUCCCCACUGGAUUGCAAAUGUGUGAAAGCACUAAUAGUGGUUAUGACUUUGGUCCAGACCAUGAUAAGGUAAGGGCCACCUGGUGCCUGUUUAUGGUUUGCAGUAGACACUGUGAGAACGUAAAGGGCUUAAUUUUAGCUGUUCUAUCUCCAUGGUUAUUUCAGACACAAGGAAAUAUUUCAGGGCAUUUCCCUGUUUUGCAUUUAAUUGUCCCUUUCAUAUCAUGUCUUCCACACCUAGCAUUUCCUGAAAUGGAACGCCACUAUAUCAUUUAUAAUAAGGAUUUGUAAAAUAGCUUUGAAGGAAAAUAUUUGAAAGAGUUGCAAUACGAACUGCUAGAUAUUAGUCAUGUGUUAAGUGUUGUUGUUGUUUUUUUUAACGUGCGGAACAGGGCGAAAUCAAAAAAUGGAGGGAGAUCUUUGAGAGAAAAACUGGACAAAAUAGGAUUAAAUUUGCCAGCCGGGAGACGUAAGGCUGCUAAUGUUACCCUGCUGACAUCACUAGUGGAAGGUAAGUGAUGGCUUUGGAUUUGGCGAGGAGAAGGGCAUUCUUUGGGAAAUGUGUAUUUUUAUUGUUUGUUUUUACCACUGAACAAAACCAGAACCUUUUGGAGGCCUGUGCUGAAAUGUUUAUGGGCAUUGUUUAAUUUAAAUCAUUAUGUCUGAGGAAAAUGCUCAUUUUGACCUUUUUGCUUUGUACUUUUUCAAAAGGUGAAUUGAAGCUGUCAGCCCAGUCCAGAAUCCAUUUAUGUCUAAAUAUAAUUUGAAGCCGGCUCUGUUGAAAUCUGGGCUUAAAUCCCUGUAAUGUGGUUAGGAUCUGGGUUGCCAGGCCUCAGUGAAGCGAAUGAAACUAAGUUGGUUAUAAAUUCUGAAAGUUCAGUUUAACUGGGUUGUUCACUUGCAUUAAAAAAAGUAGGGCUGAAAAUAUUAAUUAAGCAUAAUUAAUGAAUUAAUUUAUUAAUCACUGAUUGACAUGGUGGAUUUUAAUUGGAUUUUCAUCAGUGCAGUCCCCAGUGAAAGGGGCAUGGUAGUGAUGUGUACAAUCAUUGUACACAUCUUAAUUCAGACAACAGGGACUGGGGGUUGUGAUGGUUUUAUAAACAGCAUAUGACUUAGCUGGACUUCUUAGUGUUUAUUAAUUAACUGAUUAAUUGUGCUACUAUAGAUUACUGGAUUCCAAUUCACCAGUCAGUAUGGGUAGAACUUUUUGUUUUAAAUUGAUAUGUAAAACUGCAAUCCAGUUGCAUUUAAACCUGUUUAGGUCAUUCACAUCAAUUGAAUGAAGGCUGCUCUCCAAAUAGACUUCUCUCUCAAUAUGUUAUAAAUAAAUUAACAGAUCUUAAUGACAGUACCAUCCUAUGAAUGUCUACUCAGAAGUAAAAUACAUUGAGUUCAAUGAGACAUACCGUACUCCUGGUUUGAUUGCAGCCUAAAUGUGUUUAGGAUCUGGGUGUAAAUUUGUUAAAAGCCAAAUAUGUUAACUUAAGUGCAUUGUAGGUCUGUAUGUAAUCGUCAAAUCAGGUUGAAUUCAAACAUUCCUGUUUUGCUAGUUUGUGAAUCCAGAUGACAAUCAGGCACAAAUAAUACUCAUUGCAAUACUGAGAGAAAAGUGUAUUACUGUUGAAGCCUGUGGUUCUGUUCUGUUAGUUCUGCAGAAAUGAAUGGGCCUAAAUAAGUUCAAAAUGACUCUUAAUUGUGCAAAAGCUUUGUGUGUAAAAUGAGACCCAUGCUGCUUUGCUGCUUAUAUGAGUAGAUGCUUGCAGAAAGGACAUUAUAAUGAAUUCAAAAUGUUAAUAUGUUGCAAUAAUUGUUGACCACUUCCAAUCUCAAAAAGUCCCAUCACCAGUGAAGGCCUUAUAAACGUAACAAAUAUAAAGCUGGACAGAAUACUUAUUUAUUAGAGUUUAUAUUCAACCUUUCUUCCAAAGAAGUCAAAGUGGCUUAUCUGUUUUCCCCAGCCUCAUUUUAUCUUCAGAAAAACCCUGUGAGAUCGAGCCAACCUUUCUCAAACUUAGGCCCCCAGAUAUUCUUGAGCUACAACUCCCAUCAUGCUGGCUAGGAAUGAUGGGAGUUGUAGUCUGACAACAUCUGGGGACCUGAGGUUGAGAAAGGCUGGGUAAGGUCACCCCGUGAGCUUUAUGAGUGAGAGGGAAAUUGAUCUAGGGUCUCAUUGGACCUAGUCCAGCAAUCAAACCCCUGUACCACAACAGCUCCAAUACAUAUAUCAGGGGUAGUACUAGACUACCAGUAACAUCUUGGCCUUUUAAUCUGUGGGAUGUGAUUGCUGUUCAGGAUUAAAUAGUGUAUUAAAAGCGUUCUAGCCUCUCACAUUCUAUAUGAACGGCCUACGUUGAAAGAGUACAUGGCAACGUUACGCUUUGCUAGGAAGACCCCGACUUUGCCAGUUGCUGCACCAAGACUACCACCACACCAACAAAUUCCUGCCUCAAACAAAUUUUCCAAUUUCUGUGAAGUUGGGUAGAAAAAAGAAACUUGUUUAGAAAUUAGGCCAGACCCUUCUUUGUUUUCAUUCGGCAGUUUAUUAAUGUGCUGCAUUGAUGCAGUCUAACAGGUCUAUCUGAGCAGACCAUCUUUCAGUGCAGAUCUCCAGCCUUCCCCCUUUCAUUCUCAGUUCAUCACUAGGCAGCUUUAAAUGCUAGGUGCUGCAGCCACCCGAAAAUAAGUAAGCCUCUGCUGCUUCAAACUGCAUACCAGUAAAUAAUUUAAGUUGUUCUGACAUCUGCAUUUGAGAAAUGUGUGACCAUUACUUCCUGAAUCAGUUUUGGAAUCCUUGACCUAAGUCAUGAUUUAAUGGUGUCCUGAAAGCUUCGCAGCCAGCCACUGAACUCCUCCUUUGUUCACAAUUGCUGCAUAUUAUGGGGGGAACCUUCUUUGAUAUCUUUUCCAAUUGUAAAAAGGGGGAGGAAGGACAUACUAUUCUAACAUUAAUGAGAGUGCAAGGGCUAGGAAGCUUCAUUUAGCCAAAUGCCUUAUAAUGUGGAAAGAAACAUAUUGGUCCAGCUUUAAGUGGGGUUAGUUUGCCACAGCUGUUGACACAAGGAAGUUGAUAUGGGGUUGAUACUCAUGCAACCUUUCUUCUCCAGUGUUUAAUUCUCGAGGUCUUUAACCCUGAUUUCAAUAACUGUAGAGUGUUUUUUAAGCUUUUCUGGACCCCUGGUUAGCUUUGGUUUUGCUUAGAAAUAGCCUAAUAGUUUUCUUUGCUUUGUGGCCUGCUUUAAAAAAUAUUGAACGGUUCAAAGAUGUAAAGCUGGAGUAUUUUAAGAAUGCCAGCCACAACUGAAAGAGUAUCAAGGAGAUUUUCAUUUGUCAUUUGUAACUAAAGUAUAUUUACAUGGCAUAAGUAACUGAUGCGUAACCAAGCAAAGCAAAACAAAGUUUACAAGCAGCUGAAGGGAAAAAAAGAAUUCAAUGUAUACUGAAGAAAAUAAUAAAAUGGGAAACAUGCAAAAAGAAUUGGCAGGGGCAACUGGCCACUGCUAAUGCUAUUGCGAUGUUAAGUAAUAUGUAAAAGGUUUAAUAGGAUCUAUUUGCUGACCUCAUACUUUUCUUUAUAAAGGUUUUAUAAAAAAUAACAAUUGGCUAGGGUUUGAUCCACUUAUAUUAGAGAAAAAACAAAGGAGUAAAGGCUAAUGCUCAGAUAAACUGAUAAUAGUGGGCAAUUUUUUCCCCUUUGAGAGAUAAUAUACAGUUGUUUUGGCUGUGAGUCCCUGUGCGAUGAGGCAGUUUCUAAAGUACUGUUAUUGUUUAUGAUCCGCUCCAUUUUAUGGAAACAAGCUCACUGGACUGAGGCUUUGAAGCUCUAAUUGGCGCAUGCGUUCUUCCGGACCUAAAGCUAAUGGCAGGAAGCCCUGCAGUAAAAACCAACUGGUUCAGGAAAUUAAAACCAAAGAUUUGAAAAUCAACAAAACAGACAGACUCAGCAGAAUGACCCUAAAAUUCUUAUGGUUAAUCGUUUGAAGGGAGGGGGGAAGGGAAGGGUGGAUAAUUAUAUGCGAUCAAGUUAAAUUUUAAACACUUAACUGUUUAAUGCAAUCCAUUUAGGGGAGCUCUAGAAUUAAUGGUGAUCAAUAAUCAAUAUUAAUCUCUAGUAUGUGAUAAGAAAUAAGAAGAAUUAGCAUAGUUUAAACAUAUGCUUUUGCCCAGGCAUGCAUAUAUAUUUUUUCUUCCUGUAUAUAAGGCGUGAAUGGAUCUCCUUAAGUGUACAAACACAAGCUCACUAUUCACUUUGCAGAAAAUAAGUAUUUCAGAUAAAAUUUGUGUAUUUUAAAAUAAAAUAUAUUGUGGUAUGAUUUAACACUGAAAGAGUUUAGUGCAUUAAUAAGCAGUUUAACCAAGGUGUUUAUUAAUCACAGUCCCCUCCCACAGCAAAUAUUAACAAACUUUAAUAUGAUCUGUUGCCUGUGAAGAGACAGUGUUCAGUGUUAAUGUUCAUUAUGUAAACAAUGCCCAUUGCUUGAUUUUAAAACAAGGUUUUAAAAAGCUGUGUUCUCCUAGUGCAGCUAAUGAGGAACUGAUCAUUUCCUGCAGGAAAUGCUUACAAAAUAUUCCUUGCACUGAAAUCUUACAUUUAUAACAAUCAGGUGUUUUGAUUAAUCUUACACCAGGGUUUUCAUAGUACUUUCUUUAAACCAGCUUUUUUUUUUACUUACAAAUUAUACAUUUGCAGAUUUUUUAGUAGUUUGGGGUCUUCAUUGUCUGGAGUGUAUGGUAAAAGUCCAAAGGUGCAAUUAUACACCUAGGGAAGUCAACUAGAAAGCUUCCAUUGAUUGUAAUGGAGUGGGCUAGCUGCUCAACCAUGUUAGCAAGUUCUCCUUCUCAGCCCUGCUUGAGCUUUGUGUAUUGAUUAGCUUUGUCUUCCCACUCCACCUACCCCUCAUUUCAGGAGAAGCUGUUCAUCUAGCAAGAGAUUUUGGUUAUGUCUGUGAAACAGAAUUUCCUGCCAAAGCAGUAGCUGAAUUUCUCAACCGACAACAUUCCGAUCCAAAUGAGCAAGUCACAAGAAAAAACAUGCUUCUAGCUACAAAGUAAGACAUUUACCUUUGUGGAGUAUCAAUGAGCUGUAAGGAAGGCUUUCCAUUGCUUGCUUGCUUGUUCUGAUAUUGUGUGAUUAUUAGCUUUCACAUUUAUUAAUUGUGGGCGGUAGCUUUCACCAUGCAUACAAGAUUCGCAUUGUAUAAUUAACUUUAUAAAACAUGCAUUCAUUCAAGAGUAUAUUAUUACUGUCCAAACCAAGUUGGUGUAGAUGACUGAGAAGGAUGCUUCCACCCCCCACCCUGGGAGAUUGUGAUAUCUGCAAAAUGAUGGUUAGAUCUGAGCUUAUAAAUUCAAAGAGGAAGGAUAUUCCAUUUUUUUAGCAAUGAAGUAAAAAUGGCUCAUUAAGUCUGUAAGCCUGUGCACACUUACCUUGAACAAGCCCCACUGAACACAGUGGGACUUAUUCCCAAGUAAACAUACAUAGGAUAUCAGAAUUCUGUGUUCACUUACUUGGGAGUAAAUAGGAUUGAUCUCAGUGGAACUUGAAAUACCCCAAACACGUGUAAGAUCAGACAGACUGCAUACUAGAUCUUAAGAACUGGCAACAUUUUCCUACCCUUUCCCCAGAAGUUUGUCCAUUAACUUGAAGACAUAAUUGAACCUGCAAACUGCAAAAAUGCCAGUGGGGGUUAUUUUAGCAGAAGGAUAUGUGUUUGUAAGUCUAGUGGAUAAGAAAACCAACUAGACUUCCAGGUUGAGUGGGGUGGGGGAGGAAGAGAGAGAAGCCCCGGCUGUUGUGCAUGAUGUGUUUGCUGGAAAUUAAAAGCCUUGUUUAGCACUCCUUAAUUACCGGUGGCGAUGUCACCAAAGGGCACUGCGCCAGAGGGCACCCACCAGCUGAAGUUGGAGGUACUUUAUGCCUGGGAGAUAUUUAACGCUGGCCUUUAGAGAGCCAAGUGUUUCAAUAUGCCACUUAUUUUUCUGCUGUAUUUCCCCCCCCCCCCAAAACAAUUGGCUCAGAUACUGUUCUGAAUGUGAGUUCUGCUCAAGACCCUCCAUGUUUCAACUCCAGGGAAAGUAGCUCUUACUUCUGUCAAAGGGGAAGUCCUUGGGAUGAUAAGCCUAGCAGGACCCCAUCUCUUUAAAAUCUUACUAGGGUGUAAGUGUUAUUGCAAUCUCUUCAACUUACUUCCAACAAAUAAUGGCUUUUAAAAUCACGCUAUAAGCUAACUGCUGACUUGAAUUUGGGUAUGGCAUUUUUUAAAAUGGUUGAAAGGGAUGUAUUUUGUGUGUGGGGGGGGAGGAACAUGUAGAGAGGAAGUGAAAGAGAAAUUGUGUAGUGAAGGGGUGUGCCUGUGUGGUUUCUGCUGUAUUUAGCGUGUGUAUGAAGAUGCACAUCUCUUUAUGAAAGUGAGGAGUUGUGUUAAAGGGAGAGAGACCUGUAUUGUGUGUGUGUGAGAGAGGUCUUGUGUGUCUGAAGUCAACCUGACUGCCUGCAAGCGGAGGAAUAAAUGCUAGAUAGGUUACACCUGAUAGUUGUAGGGGAGUAGGGUUGAGAUUACUUUAUUUAUUAAUAGCAUUUGUAUGGUGCUUUUGUAAGGUUUUGUGGGUGGCUCAGCAAGAUUAUUGAGACAGUGUGUUCUUGACAAUGUUGUUGUUGUUAGUUAAAGUAAACAGGAACCAAAUAUUGUUCUUAGAAGGAAAUAAAGGCACAGCCCCCUCCUUCAGGCAAACUGCCUAGGAGACUAGCAGAAACACAAAGGGAAGGUGGCCGAGAAUGUGUGUGUUGCAGACAAAAAAAGAGGUUUCUUCAGUUUAAAAAUGCAUAGAUGUGUUAGAAAGCAGAAAGGAAAAUAUUGCUCCUGGAAAAGAAAUGUGCACAUAGAGGGGUGUGUGUGUGUGUGUGUGUGUGUUUGUGUCUGCUGAUCUCUGAAGGCAUUGACUCCUUGGCUUGGCUGCUUGCUGACAAGGCUGGCUCAUUUUCCUCCUCUUCUCCUUCUCUCUGCUCCAUUUGUGCUGCAGACAGAUCUGCAAGGAGUUCACCGACCUGCUGGCUCAGGACCGAUCUCCUCUGGGGAACUCUCGGCCCACCCCCAUCCUGGAGCCGGGAAUCCAGAGCUGCCUGACCCAUUUCAACCUCAUCUCGCACGGCUUUGGCAGCCCUGCUGUGUGCGCUGCAGUCACUGCCCUGCAGAACUAUCUCACCGAGGCGCUCAAGGCCAUGGACAAAAUGUACCUCAGCAACAACCCGAACAGCCACACAGACAACAGCACCAAAAGCGGCGACAAAGAGGAGAAGCACAGAAAAUGAGGAUUUUUUUGCUUCUCCAAACCCCCCUGCCCAACCAGCCAGCCUGGCUCUCUCUGCAUUUUCCUUUCAGUCUCUCCCUCCUUCCCUCAUCAGCCCCAAGGCUACAGCAGCAGAAGCCCAGAGAUCUUCUACCCCACAUAGUAGGACUGGAAACCCACGGCCCUCCCCGCCCCCAAUCUCCUCCCUCCUUUUCUCCCUCCUGCACUUCCCAGUUCAUUCUCAGUUGCUGCCCAGUCUGGAGCCUAGGAAGAUGAACAAGGCGAUGGAGCCAGCCUAGGAUUUUUUAUUUUUUAUUUCUGGUCGACUCAGUUUGUGUGGACUUUCCAUUUUUUUUAAAAAAAAGCAAAAACAAACAAAAACGAUGAAAAAUUUAAAAAAAACAAAUAGAACUUUUUUCUAAAAAAAAAGAAAAGACAAAGUGUGAGUGAGAGAGAGAACUAAAACAAACAAUUAAUAAACAAUUAAGUAAAUGUGGAGAAAACAAAUGAGUUUCAUCGGACUGAAUCACCAUCUUCCCUUACAUAAACUUCCGUUUAAGAUUGUAGCCAUAUUUAAAAGAGAGAGAGCGAGAGAGAGACAAAAAGGAUGAUGAUGACAUUUUAUCAGUAUUGUGAAUAAACUUGAACACAAACCACAUGCAGUUCCAUGUCAUGUCUUCAGUUGUAGAACUUUUCUCCUGCCCAAGGUAAAGCGACCAAUUUGAACUUUCUUAUGGUAACACCAACCCACAGUUGUUCUAUAAGGGGAUCAGUGUUCAUGUAUGUAUAUAUUUAUUUAUGUGUAAUUUAAUGGGAAUUGUAAAUAUGGUGAGUCUGUUUGAAACUUUUUUUUUUAUUUAUCUGGUGAUCUCGUUUGCCUCUUGUUUAGUGGGUUUUUAAAUCUUUCCCCCUCCUUAGUUCCAUCACUGUGGUUCAUGGUUACUUAUUUAGAAAUCAAAAAAAAGGGAGGGGGAAGCUUUUUUGGAGGGAGGGGGUGGAAUUUUUCUGGGAUUCAUCACUUCAGCCCUGUUGUAGCAUGUUUUUUAAAAGGAAACAAUAAAGCAGCUAAACAAAUAAAAUAAUCUGGAUUUAAAAAAUAUAUAUCAUUAGUAUGACCUUUAGUUUCUAAUGGAUAAAAGCGGAAAAGGACCCCUAACCACCACCUGAAAUGAUGUUCAGUCUCCUUCAGGACAGAUUUUUUCAAGUAUUAGUAGUUUCUAACAACCCCUUAUGUGUUGUGGCUUAAAAAGAAGGAAAACAAAUAAACAAAAAGUUUAUAUCCCGUGUUCUUCUACUGAAAGCAUCAUCAGAGCAAUAAAUUGAUAUUGUCUAUUCAGAUAAAGGAUUUAGGGAUCUUCUCUCCCCCCCCCUUCAUUUUGAGUUGUUUUUUUGAUUCAAAGAACUUCCAUACAUUUGGGACCACCUGGUAUCCUCUAUUUCCACCAGCCAUAUUGGAAGCAGUUAUAGUUGUAUUGUAUUGAGUUGUGCUGGCAGUAGUUUCCAUGCCUGUCAAUGUAUCAUAGUCCUUUGUUGCCCAGAUAAAUAAAUAUUUGAUACGCUUUAUGUCGAUUUUUUUUUAUUCAGUGGCUGUCUUUACCCAGGCGUAUUUUUGUUCUUGGCAGUAUUUUUUAUUCAGUAUGGUUACAGUAAUUGAGUUUAACUCUCCCUUGACAAUUGCUCCUUGCAAUAAGCAGCUGA